Thalassophryne amazonica is the source of this 2728-nucleotide messenger RNA. RefSeq names its product interferon regulatory factor 3 (gene irf3). NCBI's taxonomy places the organism in Eukaryota, Metazoa, Chordata, Actinopteri, Batrachoidiformes, Batrachoididae. Gene Ontology annotation, molecular function: protein binding; RNA polymerase II cis-regulatory region sequence-specific DNA binding; DNA-binding transcription factor activity, RNA polymerase II-specific. The record is from RefSeq and is a predicted model, not a curated record. The coding region runs from base 173 to 1576 and encodes 467 amino acids. Gene Ontology annotation, biological process: immune system process; regulation of transcription by RNA polymerase II. The transcript is spliced from 12 exons. Gene Ontology annotation, cellular component: nucleus.
AAGCCGCUACUGUUAUCCGUCGGUAUUAAAGGAGACACACUCGAGGGUUUAUUUACGGUUUGUGUGACUGCUUCAUAUCGGACAACAGCGACGUAAACCCGCCACCGUGUCUUAUUUCCGAUCCGCGACCACGCUUGAACUCAUCUGUCGAGGAUCGUAGCUUCAGUGCAAGAUGUCACACUCUAAACCCCUGCUGAUCCCGUGGUUACGCUCCCAGAUUAACAGUAAGAAGUAUCCUGGAGUCACCUGGACCAACCCAGAGCAAACAACAUUCUCCAUCCCGUGGAAAAAUGCACUGAGGCAGGAUUUUUCCAGCGCUGAUGUGCUCAUCUUCAGAGCCUGGGCAGAGGUCAGUGGUAAUGGGAAAGUUAAUGGAGACGCUUCAGUUUGGAAGAGGAACUUCCGGAGCGCUCUCCGAGCCAAAGGCUUCAAACUGCUAUCUGACAACAAAAACGACCCAGCUAAUCCCCACAAAGUGUUCCAAUGGCCAGAUGAGUCUACGUUUGGAGUGCCCAAAGCUCACCCUUCUUCUGGAUCCCAAACCAGCAUGGAUCCUGAUUUGUUUGAGGGUUGUUCCUUUUCUGCACAAGAUAGCCAGGCUGCCCAGUGCUUUGAGGACAUGUGUCUCUCAGAAGACACCAUUUUUGCAGAAUCCACUCCUGACCAGGAUAUUCUUCAGAAAUGCCUCAAAGGCCUGAACAUUAACCCUGAAACAGAGGGCAUCACAGGCUUUGAGCAUUUUCCUGAGCAGCAACAGCUUCAGAAUCACGUUGUGAUUGGUGGACAAGCGUUGCCCGAGCAACAGCAGUAUCCAGUAGCAUUUGAGGAUGCAGUCGGUGGAGCUGGGUUGCCAGAGCAACCGGCACAUCCGAUGGAUGGAGUGGUGGGAGGGGCCUGUGAUGCACAGUUGGUAGACCAAUUCCUGCAGACUAUGUCCAAGGCCAAAGAUGAAAAUCACUUUAAGACCCAGUUUCGGAUUUCUGUGUACUACAGAGGGGUGAAGGUUUCUGAGCAGCUGAUUGAGAAUGAAGGUGGAAUUCGUCUAGUCUUCAGGCCUGAACUCAACGGGCCUGUUUUUGAUCACGAGUCAGGCCUGUCCCUCGUGUCCCUGCCAAGUCCAGGAGCCAUGGUGGACCAGACCCAGGCCAGUCUGACUGGGCGCAUCCUAGAGAAGAUGGGUGAAGGUCUGGAUGUGGGGGUGUCGGGCCAUUUGGUGUAUGGGCAGCGACGGGGUGAAAUCAAAGCUUUCUGGAGCUUCUCCAAAUUUGACCAGAGCAGACAGCCCAAAGAGGUUUCAAAACUGAAGCCUGAUGUGCUCUACAUGUUCAAGGAUUUUGUGCGAGGAAUAUUGGGAUUUAUUGACGGGAAGGAGUGUCCUCCCUGCUCCCUGUUCUUAUGUCUCGGGGAGAAGUGGCCUGAUCCAGAAGGCCGGUCUUGGGAGAAGAAACUCAUCACAGUGGAGGUCGUGCUAACGUCCAUGGAGUUAGUUAAGAGUCUGGCUGUUGGAGGUGGCGCCUCCUCCCUGCAGUCUGUAGAACUGCAGAUGUCCCUUGAGGAGAUGAUGGAGAUGUACUGACAUUGCUCUGCUUAAAGGGCUCAUGUUUACUAAACUAAUGUUUACCAGUAUUAAUAAUGAUCAAAAUAUGAAUUUCAUAUUUAAAGGCUAGUCAGUCCAGGGUGUGUAUGUGCACUUGCAUGCAAGUUUCUUGUAUUACAGAUGUUUAAAAAGAGAUGUUUGAAGACAAACUCUUGGUUAGAGUGGAGACAUUUUUUUACAUACAAAGAUAAACUGUGGGACUGAGGAUAUUUAUUUAGCACAAAAUUCCAAUUAUAUAGUUUUUUUACACCUUCACAACAGGCUCUAAUUUCACCUUUCUGAAUAUGCUACAUUACCAGUGAUACCAGUUUUCUCACUGUUAGGAAAAGUCGACCAGAUGUUUGACAUCAUUCGACUGUAGCUCCGAACGUCUCGCAUCAAACAACUUGCACAUGCGUCCAAAUGUCUUGUUACAACAAAUAAAGACAGUUAAACUGCAACUACUUUUAUAUUUAUCCCACAUUUAGUUUUCAAUGCUGGAGUAAUACUGAUGUCCUUAAAGAGCAGGUGGCCUUACUUGUUCAGAUAAUAAUGCCAGUGUUCCAGAUGUUACACUGUCAUUAUGAAUGACAAAUUACACAUAGAAUCUUUACAUAAAAAAGGACAAAAAGUUGACGGCAUAAUAACAGAUCAUGUUGUCCAACAAGACAGUUUCAAGCUUAAAAGUUCCAACACACAAUGCCCUGCAAUGUGUCGCACCACACCAGGUUUAUUUUAUCCUCUUACACUGUAUUUUUGUGUACUUUUGUCUGAGUAUUUGCAAGCUAUUAAGCCGGCCACACGCUACAUGAUGAAACGAUGUGAUGGCGCCUUAUCAGCAUAAUGCAGGAGCAUGCGGCAGAAUUGGCGCCUCUAUCCACACAGCGCUGCACAGGUCCCAUAUGUGAUCAAUGCAGAACUCCAUAUUAAGAAACAAAUAUGUAAGGACAUAAUGGUUUUUUUUCCAGCACUCAAUAUGUUUCUGUGAAGGCUCUCAGUUGUCCAGGUGGUUUCCAUAGUAGAGAAGCUUGAAUCUUCAACUGGACUAGGUUGCUUGACGCGAGGACGUUUCGCUUAGCACUCAAUAUGCUACGGUGUGCACACAAAAUAAUUAUUUUGUUUAAGGUUUCAUUAAUUUGGCCACACAUAAGU